UUUCCCGACCACACCUCUGUGGAGUGACCGCAAAAAUGGAAUAUGAGGAGGCAAAUGAAGAGGUCAAACAUGCAGGAGUUGGCGAUCAAGAUGCUAAGGUCACAGAUGCAGUUGUUACUGAGCAGGACAAUGAAGAUGAAGAAUGUAGUGAUAUAGAGUCAGAAGAUAAAUAUGGUCUACAACGGAAGAUAUUUGUUGGAAAUGUUGGAUAUUGGGUCAGUUGGCAACAGCUGAAAGAUUUCUUCUCCAAAUUUGGAACAGUUACAUACACCCACAUAGUGAAGGACCACCUGAAGAAGAGGCCUAGAGGGAUAGCGUUUGUGUCAUUCGCCACUGAGGAGGAGGCAGACAGCGUUCUCCAAGCAACAAGGGAAGAGCUGGAGUUGGAAGGGAGGAAUUUACGUGUGCACAGAGCAGAAGAAUCUAAGAGAACAACUUUCAAGAAGUUCACCGGAAUCCCUGACCUUACUACUCAAGAUGAAGAUGCAGCCAAGUCCACAGUUCCCGAGACCAACAGACAUCCUGACCCCAUGAUGCAGUCUGGUGCUGGGACGCAGGUCAAUGACCUUUGUGAUGACCUUCUGCUGAACAUCAUGACCUUCCUGUCUAUCAAGGGGCGGAUAACCCUAGAGAGAGUGUGUCAUCGCUGGCGCCAUCUUAGCCUCCAGUCCUGGUCCACAUUGAAGUCGGUUCACUUCAGGAAUAUGUUCAAGAGAUUUGGAGGUGUGACAGACAAAAUGCUGCACUCGCUGCUACAGAGGUGCGGAUCCAACCUCGUGUCCCUGGAUCUGUCUGCGUCUCCCCGACUACUCACCGACUACGCCCUGGACAUUAUAGGUCACUUUUGCCCUAACCUGACCUACGUGGACCUAUCGGGCGUGGCAGUCACCAACAAAUCACUCAAGAAUCUCAGCACCGAGUGCAGGAAACUGAAGGUGAUAAAACUACAAAGAUGCAUCCAUGUUGGAGAGAAGGGUCUUUGGUGGGCCCUCCAUCACUGCAAGGAGCUUGAGCUGAUAGAUAUGGAGUCCAACAGUAAUAUCACUGGCAAGUGUUUCCACAUGGCCGGGCCGAAGAUAAGAACCCUCCAUCUGACCGGAUGCAGCUCACUGAGCGACACUGCUAUCUCCAAGUUGGCAGAGUUAUGUCCCCUUUUGGAGGAGCUGCACCUUCAGUCCAGUAUCCGCCUCACGGACAGCGCCAUCGAGAUACUCGGCACGAGUUUUCCAAAUAUGACAGUCUUGGAGGCAACAGGGUCGUAUCCAGAAACAUCUCUGGAGUGUUGGAGUGCACUGGGACACUCCGCUAACCUGGUUGAGCUGGACCUGUCACAGAACAUCGCCGUGGGGGAUGCCGCCCUCGCUGCCAUCUCUGUUGGCUGUCUGCAGCUCAGAAUACUGGACAUUAGCAGCUGUCAUUGGAGCGUGACGGAUGCCGGCAUCCAGACCUUGGCCCAGCUCCCUGUUCUGGAGAAUCUCUCCAUUAGCUACUUGCACAUGAUCCAUGAUGAGAGUCUUGAGCUGAUUGCCAUCAAUGGCCGCCUCCGGAAGCUGACGGCUCGAGCCUGUGGAGGACUCACAGACCGGAGUUUUACGAGUGUAGCUGAACAUUGUUCCCGGCUGGUUCACCUCGACAUCAGCGGCAACAUCCACAUGACCAACACCAUCCUCAUCGCCUUCAUCAACGUUGUGGGGGUGUCCAGCAGGAGGAUUGUCCUGCAUGCUGGAGGAACCAGCGUGGUGCCGGAGAGCGUCUCGGUGCCGUCAGGUCUGGAGGUCAACCUGAUGGAUCUGUCCAUGUACCACCUCCGCGCUGACCGAGAGUUGCUUCUCCCAGAGCCAUAUGAAGAGGAUGUAGAGGGGGACUGGGACCUGGACGUGGAGGACCGACCCGACCCUGCAGGUAAUUUCAAGCCGGCAGGAGAUGAGGUAGGAGAAUGCAUGUGGGAGGAGGAUGAGAGGGGACAGUUUGACGACCUGUGUCACAACUUUCUAGACAACGACGACCCCCUCAAUGAGGAGUUGUGGGACCUUGGGUGACCGUUGCCAUGGUGAUGUUGUCAACCCAGGAAUCGGCAUCUAAGCCAAGACAUUUCACUGGCCAGUCUCUUAGCAUCAGAAACACAUAGGAUGGUGCUACGCAGGAGUUAUUUCUCACAGUGUUGCAGGCUUGGCAGACGUAACGCUGGACUUGGAGUUGGGGGCCAGUGGAUCAGUACUUGAAAACAGACCUCAGUACAACACUGACCAAGGGAGACUGGUACAGAUAUGGUCUUCUUAUUGAUGGAGACAAAUAAGAAUGGAGAUGUCAUUACACUCAAGAAGAUUCUGUGUUUAGUGAGUGAGUGAGUUGGGUUCACCCUACUUUGAACAGCAUGACAGUUAAAUCCAACGUGUCAGCUUAGUGUGGGAGGAAACCUGAAGUAAUGGAGGUCUCAGACAUUUACCACUUUGGUAAAACCCCAAAAUACGGGUAUAGUGCUGACAAACCUUGAAACAGAAUUGGGGCGAACCGGGAUUCGAACCCACAAUCAUAGGUUUCUUGCGUGCCCAAGGGACGCAACUCUGCACAGCGAAUCGUGGGGCCUUAGACGACUGGGGCAUCCAUGCCCCCGGAGCUAUGAGUAAGGGAACCUUUCUGAUUGGCUCUGAUCAAAGCGUUAGCUGGUAGUUGCUCCUCCAUUAUACAGAAAUAAAUAGAGUACUUAAUUUGUUCUCCUCCAAGACCACCAAUAAGCGGGCAUCCACUGAACUCGGCUUUUUAAUAUAAUGCCACUUGUCAAGCAUUGAUCACAGUCCUCUUCAUAAGAUGCGGGAAAUAAGAAAACUCAGUUUUUGUUUUCAAAAGUUACUGCCCUUGAUCUAUAUUCUUUUACUUUGUGCAUAGUGUGUACAAUAGGGACAAGUUUUCUCAGAAACUGCUGAAGUUACAUGAAUGAAUGUUUUCAUGCUUUUCUUAGAAAUACUUGCCAAGACUGAGUUCGAAAGUUGGUCCCAUAGGGCCUUUGAUCCAUGUUACUUUACUUGGUGCAUGUCAGUAAUGGGGUUUUCUCAGAAACUACUGACGUUAGCUUGUCUAAGAGAUACUUAUUCAUACUGAGUUAUUUUUUCCUGAGGGGCCAUUUGUGUGUAUUAAUCACAUUUAAAUAUUUUUUUCUGAUAACAUAAAGCUGCCCAAGUGCCUAUCUCUUUGUCAGGCUUUAUAUGACUAUAAAGUUUAUAUUCACUACUAUAUGAACAAACAAAAUUCUAAUGUGCCCCGUGGCGGGGAAUAGUGAUAACACUGUUUUCUUGUUAUGUAUGUGUUUAGUAAUUCUGUUAUAGGGAAAUGGUUUAUGACUGACUUACUAUUUCCUAGAUGAAUUUUCAGUUGUUUGUUUUAUCAGAUUAGUUGAGAGUACAGAUUAUAAGAUACUUACUUUCUUACUGUACUAAUUAUAUGAUGAAAUAGAUAUUUAAACUGAAAUAAAUCAUGUUAUUAUCUUUUA
Haliotis rufescens (red abalone) is the source of this 3487-nucleotide messenger RNA. Its product is annotated as F-box/LRR-repeat protein 3-like. The transcript has 22 exons. Gene Ontology annotation, cellular component: SCF ubiquitin ligase complex. The record is from RefSeq and is a predicted model, not a curated record. The coding region runs from base 36 to 2039 and encodes 667 amino acids. Lineage: Eukaryota; Metazoa; Mollusca; Gastropoda; Lepetellida; Haliotidae. Gene Ontology annotation, molecular function: RNA binding; protein binding. Gene Ontology annotation, biological process: SCF-dependent proteasomal ubiquitin-dependent protein catabolic process.